Molecule: messenger RNA, 1056 nt
Organism: Armigeres subalbatus
Lineage: Eukaryota; Metazoa; Arthropoda; Insecta; Diptera; Culicidae
Exons: 3
Source: RefSeq, a predicted model, not a curated record
CGUUGUGUUCUGUCCUGGGCCAAAAACCAAGCCGGAGUGACACAACCAACUGCACACUGGACCGAGGAAGAACGUCAACGAGUCUGCCAACAGCUAGCGCCGGUCAUUUCCCACGUUCGAUUGUUUCUCAUCGAUAGUCAAGUGUUUGCCGAGGAGGUUGAACCAACGGGAGCCGUUCCGAUUGAGCUCUCCCUGGAACGGUAUCGUCGGGCGGCUCUGCACUCCAACAAACUUCCUGCUUCUGCUGUGCCUAUUCCGACUGGACCAUUGGCCGAAAACGACAAACGCCUGCAACCAAGACUGAUGUUGAACCUGUUCCAUGGUUCGGCGAUUCUGAAAAACGAUAAGAUCCACAUGCAAGGCACACUCAAUGGGUUCUACGGUGCGCCGAAGCAAACCUGGCGCCUGGUCUAUCGUGCAUCAACCAACGGUUUUUCCGCUGCAGCUUUUCACCGACACUGCGAUGGAGUCGCACCGUUGUUUAUCAUAGCUUUGGGAACACAAGGCGCCAUCAGCGGAGGAUUCACGGACGUGGCAUUCGCCAAAACGAACCGAAAAGGAGGUUACAUUCAUUCGGAAAAGGCAUUUCUGUUUGCCUUGAACUACAACAACGAUCCACCGAUGAAAUUCGAUAUUGUGAAGAAACCCUACGCAAUUUGCUAUCAUCCAGAUUGUGGUCCCAUUUUCGGUGCCGGAGCUGAUUUACUCAUAUCGAACAAUUGCAAUGUGAGUAUGGAAUCCUAUUCAAAUUUUCCCCAUUCGUACGAUGGACCUAAUGCUGUAUUUGGGAACUUGUUCGGUGAGUAUAACUUUUCCAUUGCUGACUAUGAAGUAUUUACGUUGGCUCCUACGGCGCCAUCCGGAAUUAAAAUGAAACAUGAUCGGUACCCCUGAGCCUGCAAAAGAUAAUUUAAAAUGGUUGCAAUACAUAUUUUGCCGGCGAGGUUAUAGAUGUUAGAUUAUUAUAAAAUGUAUGAAAUGUCUGAAUAGCAUUUGUAUAGAAAUAAGUACUCAUAUAGCAAUAACAUAUUUUGCUCAAUACCAUUCAUCAAUUUA